AUGGGAGAUUGGGAUUGCUACUGUGCGCUCUGCGCUGCGCCGUUUCAUUGUUUUGAUCCAUUCAAUGAGGAGUUUGGGCAACGAGGGGAUGCAUUUGAUCCGGAGAUUAUAAGUGUAGAAGAUAUGGCUUGGUUGGAGAAGUUGAUGCUUCUGGGGUUCAAUCCAAAUGCUCCUGGUGUUAGCAAGUGCUACAUUACGGGACCUGCGUCGAGUUCGAACUAUGGAUCCUUCGACUGCGAAAUUGGCGAUGAUGCGAAUAUACCACCAUCAACUGAUCAAGGAUCUCCACCAAAGAUAACACUCACUGCAUACUCAACCUAUGACCCUGAUGAGCCAAUGUGUUUCCCGUUUCACACAGACUGCCUCAAGCUCUUCUCUCAAGUAGUGACAUUUCAAAUGCACGGCAAGUGUGGAGUCGAGCCAGACCUGUCUGUACUGAAUAAAGAUGUGCUUUAUGCUACGAUGAGCAAGUUGACCGAGGAGUAUCACAAUGCUCUUAGCUUGGAUUAUGGUGAGUUGGCAGACUCGGCAACUGAGCAGUACUGGGCUUGUCAGCCUGGGAAUGAGGCAUGGGUUUCGAAUCCUCUCACACGUCCCCAGAUUACAUCAUUCCUCUCAGCCAUUCAGGAUCAAAACAAAAGCAAUAAUUCCGCACCCACUACAGAAGAGCUCGUAUCCCCAGCCCGGGCAGCUUUACAAGCAUGCAACCGGUUUACCACUCUUGCCAAAGAAAUAAUCUGCGAGAUCCUCCUCCAUCUCCCAUACAAUUCCCUCCAGGACUUUACACUGUCAGGCCUCCUCCCCUUCCACCUCCCCUCCAUAUCAUCAUUCUGGAAACGCAAACUCCUGCUAGAUAUGCCGUUCCUCUGGGACCUACCUGUCAUGUCAAGCCCCCCUGGCAAUGGAUUCGCGUGGUAUCGGGAGAUGAGACGGCAGUGUUUCGCUACGACGCCCGAAUUAGGAGAUUCCCAGGUAGAUGAGCAAGGUAAUGUUCAUCAACUGCUUGGUGAGCGAGACGCAACUCUCGUUUUGGGACUGGCGAACAGGAGGAGGGUUUGGAAGGCUUGUCUGCAGCUUGCUGAGUUGUAUGAGAAAGACAUUAGGGGGAAUAAAGGGGAGCAGGAUGCUGCAGAGGUAGAUGAGGAGAUUGUUAAUGGGAGUAUGAGUGUGGCCAUGCCGAUUGUGUCAGCGCCUGUGAGUUUGGAUGCGAAACCUUUGAGCGUGUAUUUGCUGGAGAAGUGGCUUGAUUUGCAGAAAGAGUGGGAGCUGAAGUUCUAUUUUGAGGGGGUCGAAAAUGGUGAGCAAGAGAGACAGGGGAGAUUAUGUGGAGUGGAGAGGAUUGGGGGGAGGAUAUUUGGGGUGAGAAGGGGUGAGGAAGUGAGUAUUAUUGUGCGAGAGACGGUGAUGGUUGAUGGCUUUGUCUUGAAUGUGAGUGGGGCGGGGGAGCUGGGAAAGGGUGCUAGGGUGGGUGUUACUGGUGUCAAGGUCCUAUUCCAUGACGGGAGUGAGAUUCAAGUUGGAUCCCAUGAAGGGGACAAACGCCUUGUUAAGGUGAGCGAAGGUAGGGUUCUUACUGGGCUGGUUGGUGAGCUCGUCAACGGCGUUAUCCAACGUUUCGGCCUCCUUGAAUGUCCAAGAGAAAUCACUUUGUCACCGGCUGUGCUGAACCCUGCAACCCUCCAACGCCACCUCUGGAAAAGGGAUAUUCCACCCCCAAACCUCCAAGUAUCAACCUACAAGACUGGGUACUGGACACCCGAAAGAUCUUUUGACACAAUACCCAUGUCUUUCCUCCUCUUCGGUACCACACCAUCUGAACUCGCAAGCAUAACGGGCAUUUCAUCCGAUGCGAAAUUGAGAUCGUUUGCUGUGCAAUUUGCGGAUGGGAGUGAAAGAUCAAUUGGGCCAAGAGAUGGGAUUGAGAGAGAAAGGAAAGUUUUUAGUAUUGAUGGAAGGGGAGGAGAGGUGGUGAAGAAGGUGGAAGUUGGCAUGAAUCACCUGCCAAUGGCUGUUAAGCUCACCACCUCCAGAAACCGCAUUUGUUUCUUCGGCACUAACCAAAAGAACGCUCACACCAUCUUCGAACCGCCACCUAGCACCCACUUCGUUGCCGGUCUCUAUGCCAGCUGGGGAUAUAGCGUCGAUCGCAAGGAAUGCACCACUAUUUCGAUUUUGUCGGGUAGGAAUGAUGGAGACGUAGGGCAGGAGGUUCAAGGUGUACAAGAUGAUCAUGCGUGGAGUCCACCGGGCUUCGAGAAUGCGAGGUCAUUGGCGCAGCGGAGUGAGGCGCUUGCAGUGGCGGGGGAGGAGGAUUAUAUAGAGUUUGCGGGACGGUGGUGGUGA
Messenger RNA from Cadophora gregata, 2343 nucleotides. RefSeq lists its product as uncharacterized. NCBI's taxonomy places the organism in Eukaryota, Fungi, Ascomycota, Leotiomycetes, Helotiales, Ploettnerulaceae. The transcript has 11 exons. The coding region runs from base 1 to 2343 and encodes 780 amino acids. The record is from RefSeq and is a predicted model, not a curated record.